Molecule: messenger RNA, 303 nt
Organism: Dibothriocephalus latus
Lineage: Eukaryota; Metazoa; Platyhelminthes; Cestoda; Diphyllobothriidea; Diphyllobothriidae
Source: the annotation of a GenBank genome assembly
AUGCCCACGGCGACAGCCUCCCGUUUCUUAACUGACACCUCAGAAUCGCACGAAACUGUCUCGAAGGCUACCACCACUACUGAGCCCGAGGCCUUUUCCGACCCCUGCAACUUCCUUUUCCCGAGCAUGCAUCACAGUCAGUCGGUGGACUUCUUCAACUGCCCCUUGCCAACAAAGCUGAUGAGCGAGUCCGCGCCCUAUCCCUCCCUCGACAUCUACAGCAAUUUCUACGCCCUUCAGUGUCCACCGGCCCUGGAGCAGCAAUCCUACAAGCAGGAGGAUUCGUACGGUAAGCGUUUUUGA